Messenger RNA from Anopheles stephensi (Asian malaria mosquito), 2136 nucleotides. Its product is annotated as probable methylmalonate-semialdehyde dehydrogenase [acylating], mitochondrial. The record is from RefSeq and is a predicted model, not a curated record. Gene Ontology annotation, molecular function: methylmalonate-semialdehyde dehydrogenase (acylating, NAD+) activity; malonate-semialdehyde dehydrogenase (acetylating, [NAD(P)+]) activity. Gene Ontology annotation, biological process: L-valine catabolic process; thymine catabolic process. Gene Ontology annotation, cellular component: mitochondrion. The transcript is spliced from 5 exons. Lineage: Eukaryota; Metazoa; Arthropoda; Insecta; Diptera; Culicidae. Bases 361 to 1926 code for a protein of 521 amino acids.
GCGAUAACCGUUCCGUCGUUUUUUUUUGUGUGUUUUGCACGUCUCUAAACAUGUCACACUAAAUCUAAGCAUUUUCAUGACGUACAGUCGCCAACGUUUGGUCGCUUAUCUAGGUGAAAUGUGUGGUGUGUACCCCGUCCAUUGCCGCAAAUCACGACACGGCAACCGGUCAAGAGGAGCCGUCUAUUCUCUGUGUGUGCGUGCGCCACCAGGUCGCGUACUUCUUUGAAACAAUUUAUUUUAGAUCCGCAGACCAGACAGAACGUGCUGGGCAAAAGCAAGCGCCGACAAGCUCCGUCGUCGUUGUGUAGCUGAUAAUUUGUGUGCCGAACAGUGAGAGGUGUGUCUGUUUUUAGCAAAAUGGCUCUUCUGCGACUUGUUGCUACCGAGUGCCGCAAUGUACUGCAGCGUGGCUACAGCACAGCCUCUGUGCCGACCACGAAGAUGUUCAUCGAUGGCAAGUUCGUCGAGUCCAAGACGAACGAUUGGAUCGAUCUGCACGAUCCGGCCACGAACGAGGUGGUAACGCGCGUCCCCAAGUGCACUCAGGACGAAAUGCAAAGCGCAGUAGAAUCGUCCAAGAAGGCGUUCAAGACCUGGCGCCAGUCAUCCAUCCUGAGCAGACAACAGGUAAUGUUCAAGCUGCAGCACAUUAUCCGCAACAACAUGUCGGAGCUGGCGAAAAACAUCACCAAGGAGCAGGGCAAGACACUGAUCGAUGCCGAGGGCGACGUUCUGCGUGGACUGCAGGUGGUCGAGCACUGCUGCAGCAUCACGUCCCUGCAGAUGGGUGAAACCGUGAACAACAUUGCGAAGGACAUGGACACGUACUCGUACACCCUGCCGCUCGGUGUGACGGCUGGCAUUGCUCCGUUCAACUUCCCGGCCAUGAUUCCGCUGUGGAUGUUCCCGGUGGCGAUCACGUGCGGCAACACGAGCAUCAUCAAGCCAUCGGAACGUGUCCCCGGCGCGACGAUGCUGCUGAUGGAGAUGCUGAACGAGGCGGGCUGCCCGCCCGGUGUGGUGAACGUGAUCCACGGCGCCCACGAUUCGGUCAACUUUAUCUGCGACAAUCCGGACAUUCGGGCCGUGUCGUUCGUCGGUUCCGAUCAGGCCGGCAAGUACAUUUACGAGCGAGCCGGGCGCAAUGGCAAGCGCGUACAGGCCAACAUGGGUGCCAAGAACCACGGUGUCAUUAUGGCUGACGCGAACAAGGAAAACACGCUGAAUCAGCUGGCUGGUGCCGCGUUCGGGGCUGCCGGACAGCGUUGCAUGGCCCUGUCGACCGCCGUGUUUGUUGGCGAGGCACGGAACUGGAUUCCCGACCUGGUGGACCGCGCCCGCAAGCUGAAGGUUAACGCUGGCCACGUACCCGGAACGGAUCUGGGCCCGGUCAUCUCGCCACAGUCGAAGCAGCGCAUCCACGAGCUGGUCGAGUCGGGUGUGAAGGAAGGCGCCAAGAUCGUGCUGGAUGGGCGCGACAUUAAGGUGGAAAAGUUCGAGAAGGGUAACUUUGUCGGACCGACCAUCAUUAGCGACGUGAAGCCAAACAUGAAGUGCUACACGGAGGAAAUCUUUGGCCCGGUGCUGGUGUGCCUGUCGGUCGACACGAUCGACGAGGCGAUCGAGCUGAUCAACGGCAACCCGUACGGCAAUGGAACGGCCAUCUUCACCACGAACGGUGCCACGGCACGGAAGUUCGUCAACGAGAUCGAUGUGGGACAGGUCGGUGUGAACGUGCCGAUUCCGGUGCCGCUGCCCAUGUUCUCGUUCACCGGCAGCCGGGGCAGCUUCCUGGGCGAUUGCCAUUUCUACGGCAAGCAGGGCAUCAAGUUCUACACGCAGACGAAAACGGUCACGCAGCUGUGGCGUGAGGGCGAUGUGAGCCACACCAAGGCGGCCGUUGCCAUGCCAACGAUGAAGUAAGCAGCUCGCACGUGUGAACGUGUAAGUGAGUGUGCGUGUUUCUGAGUGUUUUGUGCCAUUGCCAGAGCUACGGAACAAUGAACACACUGGCCCGAUAACGACAGCGACAACGAACGUCUUCCAGAUAAAGUGCAUUUAAAAUGAUUAGUUUUUAUAAAACAAAUCGAACUAGUGGAAUAAAGAUGCCUAUAUAAUGCUUUGCUCGUAAAA